Messenger RNA from Acanthaster planci (crown-of-thorns starfish), 795 nucleotides. RefSeq lists its product as uncharacterized. NCBI's taxonomy places the organism in Eukaryota, Metazoa, Echinodermata, Asteroidea, Valvatida, Acanthasteridae. The record is from RefSeq and is a predicted model, not a curated record. Gene Ontology annotation, molecular function: DNA binding; DNA-binding transcription factor activity, RNA polymerase II-specific. Gene Ontology annotation, biological process: regulation of DNA-templated transcription.
AUGGAGAACGGCCCGCAGGCAUUCGGCGGCAAACCGUGCGCACUGGCCACGCCAACCGGCUCAGCCAGCUACUCCACCACUCGGGCAGCUGCCGGCAGCGGGUUCAUGCAGGUACCAGGGCCGGCGGUGGACCGCGGGCCGUCGACCCCAACCUCCCACCUCCACCAUCCGCCGGCCCCAGGGCCAGGAGGCUUCGCCUACGUCAACACUCGCGCCGACUGUCGGUUCGUCCAGCCGGGGGCUGCUUCGGCGCCGUCCACCUACGACGAACAGUACAAAAGUUACCGGUCGGCGUCAGCGCUCUCCUUUAACAGCAUGGAGCUGUCGGCGGGACACGAAGCGGGUCAUCAUCGGAUGGACUUUGGGGGGCCUAUGAGGUAUUCAGGCUCCAUGGGCGGUGCAACUGCAGCAGCUGUCAUGUAUGGCGCUGCAGCGAGCAAUCACCAGGCUACACAACAGCAUCUCUCGUGUCUCAACUAUCCAAGCUGUGCUAAUCCUACGGGCUAUCCCUUUGGUAUCUCUGGCCCGCCACCCGGCUGGAUGUUCACGCUAGCCGCCCUCCCCAGGCGCACCAAGCGUCGCCCCUACUCCAAGAUGACCAUUUUCGAGCUGGAGAAGGAGUUCCAGGCUCACCAAUACCUGACCAGGGACAGGAGAGCUAGACUAGCCCAGUCCCUCAGCUUGACCGAGCGCCAGGUCAAGAUCUGGUUUCAGAACCGCCGGAUGAAACAGAAGAAGGUGAACGAGAAGGAGAAAAGCAAGGGGUCCGGGAAAGCCGAGAGGAAAAACGAUUAA